AUGUCGUCGGCGCCGAUCGUGACCGUUGUUACCGAGUGGAACCGGAUGCGCGAGUGCGUCAGCGAGAACCUUGUGCACCUGCACGGUGCACUGCAGCACGAGGGUCGGGUGUACUUUGUCACCGACUUCUGCUCCAAGGGCACGCUCGGCUGCUUCCUGCGCGAGAGCCCGCUCAAGCUGGACUGGUCGCUGCGGCGGUCCUUGGUCCUCGACAUCAUCAACGGUCUCGAUUACCUGCACCACUCUGCGGUCGGCUACCACGGCGCGCUGACCUCCAGCGCCUGCCUGCUGGACGGCAGGUUCACCAUCAAGCUGACCGGCUUCGGCAUGAGGGGCGUCCGCAGGCAGGAGCCGCGCAUCCGAACCCCAGGCGUGUCCGAGAUCCUGCAGUGGGUGCGCGCCGGCACGACGCCGCCGUACCGGCCGGACGUUUCCCGCGACGACUGCGACGACGUCCUGUUCGAGAUGAUGCGCCUCUGCUGGGCGGAGAACCCCAGCGAGCGGCCGCGCUCCGCCGACCUCCGGCGCCAGCUGAGCAGGAUCGUCACGACCAGCUCGAGUGUGGUGGACGACCUGCUGCAACGCAUGGAGCGCUAUGCCAACAACCUAGAGGAGCUGGUGGUAGAGAAGUCGGCCGCUUUUCUCGAGGAGAAGGGCCGCUCUGAGGAACUGCUGUACCAAGUGCUUCCCAGGUACAUCGCCGAGCAGCUGAAGCGAGGCCACCAGGUGCGGCCCGAGAACUUCGAGUCCGUCUCCAUCUACUUCUCCGACAUCGUCGAAUUCACCGCGCUCUCGGCGAGCAGCACGCCACUCGAGGUCACCGCGGGUCGCGGCGGGAUCGUGGACAUGCUGAACAGCCUUUACACGGUGUUUGACCAGAUAAUAUCCAACUACGACGUGUACAAGGUGGAGACCAUUGGUGACGCGUACAUGGUGGUCUCGGGAUUGCCAGUCCGAAACGGCAACCUGCACGGGCAGCAGAUCGCGCUCAUGUCCAUCGCGCUACUGGAGGCUAUUAAAAAGUUUCGCGUGCCGCACCGUCCGACGUACAAGCUGCAGCUGAGGAUCGGCGUGCAUACUGGUCCGGCGGCGGCCGGCGUCGUCGGCCUCAAGAUGCCCCGAGCCGCCCGCAAAGCGGCGCUCAGCGAACGGUGGGAGCGGUGA
This is a messenger RNA of Pollicipes pollicipes, 1164 nucleotides long. Its product is annotated as atrial natriuretic peptide receptor 1. The transcript has 10 exons. Gene Ontology annotation, molecular function: adenylate cyclase activity; protein kinase activity; guanylate cyclase activity. The record is from RefSeq and is a predicted model, not a curated record. Gene Ontology annotation, cellular component: plasma membrane. Lineage: Eukaryota; Metazoa; Arthropoda; Thecostraca; Pollicipedomorpha; Pollicipedidae. Gene Ontology annotation, biological process: protein phosphorylation; intracellular signal transduction; cGMP biosynthetic process. Bases 1 to 1164 code for a protein of 387 amino acids.